This is a messenger RNA of Aplosporella prunicola CBS 121167, 1167 nucleotides long. RefSeq lists its product as uncharacterized. Gene Ontology annotation, biological process: D-sorbitol catabolic process. The transcript has 3 exons. NCBI's taxonomy places the organism in Eukaryota, Fungi, Ascomycota, Dothideomycetes, Botryosphaeriales, Aplosporellaceae. The record is from RefSeq and is a predicted model, not a curated record. The coding region runs from base 1 to 1167 and encodes 388 amino acids. Gene Ontology annotation, molecular function: L-iditol 2-dehydrogenase (NAD+) activity; zinc ion binding.
AUGUCCACCACGCAAACCCAGCAGCAGAUCCGCGCCUCCGUCCUCCACGGCGCCAAAGACCUGCGCGUCGAAAACCGCGCGCUGCCCGCGCCGGCGCCGCACGAGCUGCAAGUCGCGGUGCGGGCGACGGGCCUUUGCGGCUCGGACCUGCACUACUACAACCACUACCGCAACGGCGACAUACAGUGCCGCGAGCCCAUGUCGCUGGGCCACGAGUCGGCGGGCGUCGUCGUGGGCGUGGGCGCCGAGGCAGGCGACUUCCGCGUCGGCGACAAGGUCGCGCUCGAGGUCGGCUUGCCCUGCGGCGACUGCGCCCGCUGCAAAGAGGGCCGCUACAAUAUCUGCAAGGGCAUGAAGUUUCGCAGCUCGGCCAAGGCGUUUCCCCAUGCCCAGGGCACGCUUCAGGACAGGAUUAACCACCCCGCUGCGUGGUGCCAUAAGCUUCCCGAGAACCUCUCACUCGACCUCGGUGCGCUGCUCGAGCCGCUCGGCGUCGCCAUCCACGCCACGCGCCGCGCACAGCUUCCCCCGCUCAGCACGGUGCUAGUCUUCGGCGCCGGCGCCGUAGGCCUGCUCGUGGCCGCCAUGGCGAAGAUCUCGGGCGCCGGCACAGUCGUCAUCGCAGACAUUGACUCGGGCCGCGUCAACUUCGCUGUGGAAAACGGCUUCGCGCACGCGGGCUUCACGGUGCCGCUGAAGCGAGGCAAGGACGUCGACGAGAACCUCGAGAUUGCGCGCGAGACGGCCGCAGCAGUUGGCGCGGUGAAGAAGAGCGCCGGCGAGCCCGUCGGCGAGGUCGAUGCCGUUUUCGAGUGCACUGGUGUGCCCUCGUGUGUGCAGGCCGCCAUCUAUGCAACCCGGCCCGGGGGCCGCGUCCUCCUCAUCGGCAUGGGCACGCCCAUCCAAACACUGCCCAUUUCGGCGGCUGCGCUGCGCGAAGUCGACCUAGUGGGCGUGUUCCGGUACGCCAACACGUACCCGACGGGCAUCGAGGUGGUGUCGAAGCCAGCGGGGCCCGACUACCCGAACUUCUCGAAGCUGGUGACGCACCGGUACAAGGGGCUCGACGCGAUCCCGCAGGCGUUUGAGAUGGCGGGCAAGACCAAGGACCCGGACGGCCGGCUCGUGCUCAAGGUCGUUGUCGAGAUGGAUGGCUCGCAGGUGUGA